AAUGAAGGCAUAUGUAUUGUAGGUAGCGUGUGUAUGCUUUACAUUUCACGUGUAUCGAUAGUCACGAGGGACGUAAUCAGCUGGAUAGCAGCUUUUAUCAGUUUUUAAGGUGAUGUGAUUGUUGCUGUUGUCUGUGAACCGCUUAUAAAUAAUUCAAAUACUCCACUUCUGUUCAUUUUCUAUAAUCAGUGCAAUCACACUGCUUCUGCUGCUGCUGCUUGGAUUAUCAGUUGGCAUUAAAAAGAUGCUUGGCAAUACCUGAAAUGCAAACAAAACGAACGCCGUCCACAGUGAGAUUGCAGAACAUAAAGAUCAAAUGAACAACGCAGGCACUGGGAAUGAGGAGCAGUGUGCUCUGCUGGCGGACUCGUCCGCCAGCUCUGGGUCGACGGCAUCUGUCUCCGAUGAAGAGACAGCUGCAAGGCAGCCCAGGAUCAAGCUGCGGGGAACCAUGAAGCUGCAGCGGCGAACGCGCUUGCCUCUGCCAAGAAUUUUGCGUCGGUUUGGAUGCUACACCCUAAUGGCAUUAUUUAUUUUCCUUCUGCUACUUGUCUACCUGCCAUUGAUGUACAUGGAUGGGCAUAAGCGUCGAGUGGGUUUACCGGACUGGACACUGGAGACCUCCCGGAGCAUAGGCGAUUACAUAGACCCUGUGCAGGAGACAGCACUGAUUGUGCCGCGGGAAUUUUGUCGGAACAAAACCUUCCUGAUAAUCGCCGUUUGCACUAGCUUAGGCAACUUUAUCCAACGACAGACAAUACGAGAGUCCUGGGGAAACACUUCGGAGUUUAACUACGGAGCCUUUGUGAAGUUGCAUGGUCAUUUCAAGGGAAACUACUUGCCACCGAUGACGGCGCGCCUGAAACAUUAUGCUGAGUACCUAAGCGGUGAAGGUGAUUCAUUGUCUGCUUCCGUACGAAUUGUGUUUAUUGUGCGUCGCAGCAAGUACGAAUCCCUUGUGGGUAACGAAACGUUAUCUCGAGUUCACAGCGAGGCGGAUAAGUACAACGACAUUAUUCAGAUGAGCUUUGUAGAUAGCUACAACAAUCUAACACUCAAGUCGGUGAUGGCCUUGAAGCACAUAAGCCGAAGUUGUGCCAAUAGUACCGCCUACUUCCUCAAGUGCGACGACGACACCUUUGUAAAUGUCCCCAAUCUGCUGCACUUUCUGCUCGGCGGCUCCGUUCCGCUGUACAAUGAUACUCUGGACUAUCACGAUCGUUACACAUUCCUUGUGAAGUCGCCGCAUAUCACGCGACAUCAUCACCCGCUCUUCAGUUUUGCCAACUCAAAGCAUCUGUGCGCCUUCAAGGGCAGCAUUACGCAGCAUCAGGUAAAGGACGACACCAUGGUGGAGGCAUGGAACUAUGUGUCCGACUACAAGAUUAGGUGCCCGCCGCCAGGUCGUUACUUCAACCACAUGCGAUUGCACAAACGCCCAAAUUGUUAGUAAUAGAAGCGCCCAAGACAGGCUUGAAUGACAGAUGUUCUUCUUGCCCCUACUUUUUAAAGACCCAGAAAUACUUCAUUAUUAUUUAUACACGCCGCACAAUUUGUUAUUACUCACAAGAACCCACUUUAUGUUCCUGAAAUUAUAAUUAACAGAAUACUCUAGCACAUCUGAUAUGUCCACAUAUAAGAAAAGUGAUAUAUUAACCCCAACAAACCAAUCAACUCAUAGAUAUAGUGCUUGUAUUAUUUUAUACCCGGUUACAUUGAAGAUCGCAACGUAUAUUGAGUUUUUGUUAUUCCCAUCCGAUGUAAUAUUCUUCUGUCAGAUCUAAUUGAUCUAAUCGAAUGUAAUUUGCGUGUGCAGAAGCUCCAUUAAUCCAUAUCAUUUAAAAAUGUAUUGCAUAUAAGGUGUAUCACAUAAAUAUAUGUAAAUGUACUCCUCCGUUCUAAGCUUCCGAUUUGUUGAAUCAAAUAAAACAAAUGUAGACUACA
Drosophila miranda is the source of this 1944-nucleotide messenger RNA. RefSeq lists its product as uncharacterized. Gene Ontology annotation, cellular component: membrane. The coding region runs from base 317 to 1450 and encodes 377 amino acids. The transcript is spliced from 2 exons. NCBI's taxonomy places the organism in Eukaryota, Metazoa, Arthropoda, Insecta, Diptera, Drosophilidae. The record is from RefSeq and is a predicted model, not a curated record. Gene Ontology annotation, molecular function: hexosyltransferase activity.